AUCCUGAGAGAAGUUUUGUUAGGGAGUUUGUUAGAAGGUGGUGCGGCAGAAGGCAUUUCCUUUCAAAACGAAGGGAAGCAGUACGCAGAUAGCUGGACUUCCAUAGAUCUGCAAACUGACUGCAACCCAUACCAUGAAUAAUAAAGGUGCUGAAGUUUAUAAAAUAUCAUUUAUAUUUCCAAAUCAAGAUAAGUAUGAUGGUGAAUGUACAAGAACGCUUGAGGGAAGUCUUGAAAGAAAUGGAUAUGGCGUACAUACCACUCCCAGUGGAAUUACAUACAGAGGAAACUGGAAGAAUGAUAAGAUGAAUGGUUUAGGAAGGCUGGAACAUCCAUCAGGUGCAGUUUAUGAAGGUGAAUUCAAAGACAACAUGUUGCAUGGAAUAGGAAUCUACAUAUUUCCUAAUGGAGCAAAGUACACCGGUCAGUUCAAUGAAAACAAGUUGGAAGGGCUGGGAGAAUUUACUGACACACAAGGCCUGGAAUGGGAUGGUAGAUUUCAUUACACAGCAGCACCGGGGCUGAAGCUCAAGCUGGAAAUAUAGGAUAUUUUAUACCAGAGAAAAGACAUGAAAUUGUUGUUUUACCUAGUGAAGUUUUUCUAAAACAAAUAAUUUCUUAAAUAUUCUUGUUCUUUAAUCAAGUUACCAUAUAAACUAAGCACUGGCUCAUUUUGAAUUGGUGUUACAUUCAGCGUGUUACAGAGCAUGAUUUCCUCAUCUUAAUUUUACUUCUAAAAUUCACAGCACAACACACAAAAGCUGCAAUGUAAUGCUAAUUCAAAAAGUAUGUGCAAAAAAAGGCUUUUAUUUCCUGUUAUAGUAAUUUGUACUUGAAAACAAAGAUUAUGAUCAAUUCUUGACAUGUACUAGGAAAAAAAGGUGGACAUCAAGAUAGGAGGUAAUUGGAUCAAUAAAUGAUAUUUUGAUUAUCUGCCUGCGGGUGGCACCAUCAUCAACUUAAUUAAUAAAUGAGAACUCACCUUCCA
Molecule: messenger RNA, 987 nt
Organism: Heteronotia binoei (common prickly gecko)
Lineage: Eukaryota; Metazoa; Chordata; Lepidosauria; Squamata; Gekkonidae
Gene: MORN2
Product: MORN repeat containing 2
Exons: 5
Coding region: 134-544 (136 amino acids)
Source: RefSeq, a predicted model, not a curated record